Messenger RNA from Aspergillus saccharolyticus JOP 1030-1, 1527 nucleotides. RefSeq lists its product as uncharacterized. The record is from RefSeq and is a predicted model, not a curated record. The transcript has 3 exons. Bases 1 to 1527 code for a protein of 508 amino acids. Lineage: Eukaryota; Fungi; Ascomycota; Eurotiomycetes; Eurotiales; Aspergillaceae.
AUGGCCGAGAGCACGAUACCCUCACCCCCUCAACUGGCUCUCGCGCUAGCCAUCGUGAAACAAAAGCCACUUGGAACUACCAUGAGAGAUUACUUCGUCCAAAUUCGACAGUUCAUCAAACCAGUUACGGCAACAGACCGAUCCGCAAGCCGCGAUCAAUUCUUCGACAGCGUCGCAUUCUGGCAACAAGCCUACGAGCGAUCCGAAGCCGAGCAAAGCAAGCUCCUCGAUCGUAUCUACGAACUGGAGCAACAUAAUGAAGUGCUUAGCACGAAGCUGCAGAGCUUGGAUGCUGCGCGGAGCGAUGGGAUUCAAGAACCAAUUAAGCGAAAGGCUAUCUCGGAUAGUAAUUCAAGGAAGAAACCCCGAACACAGGCGCAGUCUCAGAGCAGGACGAGUAUGCUGAAUGAAUGUACUUCAGGUGGGUUGGAUGCCCAGAUGCCGGGGUUCGUGGAGGAGCGGGGAUUAAUUGCAGCUCCUGCGUCGUUUAUGAGAAGAUUUUAUACCCUGCAAAAGACACUGCAGGGCAGUACUAAUCCUCCCGUCAUUGCGCUUGCUGCAACUGAGCUAUGUUAUGUCGCUGUGGAUAAUCUACUCUGCGCCGUUCGACGCGCCGACCCUGGUGCUGGAGAAAAGGGCACGCCUCUCGUCAAUUCUCCGAGUGUGUCCGCAACUAUCCACAGUAUAUAUAGCGCGUACCAGGUACUGCUUAGAGCAAUCAAGAAGGUUCCUUCGACCGAAUCAACAUUGCAAAGUCGUGGCCAAAUCAUUUUGCACACUGUUCGCUUGUUCGAGACAGUCAUCAAAGCCCUGGGCAUUUAUUGUCGGAAUCAAUCAAGGCAGACCGUUGCAGAAAAGGCGAGACCAGUUGCGAAGUCGAAAAGGCUCAAAACAGGCCAAUUGGAUAAUAAUAGCCGAUCAAUUGCAGAAGAUAAAGCCGUCACGCUGAUGAGUCUGCUACUCUGUAGAAUGGCUCUUUCACUCGACAAAACUGACAUCAAGACAUCGGAUCUACAGGAUGGGUUUAGCUACCUGUUACUGAAUCGUGUGGGCGAGUUGCUUUGUCUAUUCGUUUUCAAGGACCUCCAAUUACGACCCGAUCUCCAGGUAGAUAAUGCUCAGCUGUCACUUCCACCUGGCAUGAAAGACAUGCAGCUUGAUGAGGAAUCCAUUCUAGCUGCUGAAACCGAAGCCAAGGCUCUUAUACCGCCUCUCGAAAGGAUGCUCGCUGUACUGGAUCUAUCAUCUUCGUCUCCAGCAAGUGACCCUGCGGCAAGAACCAAAGGCUUAUUACAAAACACCCUACUGCAAGCGGUCUUUGGCAAAAGCCCAAGUUCUUGGGCAGCCUUGAGUCCUCUUUACCGUGACGAUGAUCCUAUGACUAGCGUACUUAACGCGGUGCAGGCCCCAAAGCAUUCAGUAUCCGAUUGGUUUGUUCAAGAAACUUGGAGACUCCUGGGUUGGGAAUUGAUCGCAGGUUCCCCGUUGGAUGCCCCGUUUCCUGAUCUGGACUAUAUGGCUCUAUAG